AUGGCGAAAGCUCGCCGGUCCUCGGGACAGCUGUCAGCAGAGUCCCCUUCAAGCUUCGCCCCAAUGGUGAAGAAAGGAGGCUCCAAAAAGCCCGUCGCGAACGUGGGCCGCUCCUUGUUUGAACGAGCACGAAAACAUCUCACGCGGGAACCCCGUCCCUUUGAGAUCCGGUUCAUCCAUCCGGUUCUCAAGACCAACCACACGGCAAACCCAUGCAUCAGAUGCGAUUCGGUGGGAGGGCACAAGCCGAUUGGACCGCCGGAGUCGCGUGGAAAUGUGGUAGCCUCAAUCAUCAUCCUUCGGCACAAUUCCGCCGCAGACAUCGUGAUGGUGCACAUGCCUCAAGGCGAAGCUACAUCAGGACUGCGUUUAUUACCCGUAACACCCGAGAUAUUGGGGCGAGAUUCAGCCGGGGACGGCCAAAUGCUCGUCACCAACCUGCACAGCAACAGAAGACUCCAAUCACACGAGCUAAUCCAAGUCUGGCUGGCGGCCGGCUGUUCCGUUGAAGCAAGAAGCGCGUCCCUAAGGCCCACCUGCCUGUCGCCUUCCCUCUAA
Sodiomyces alkalinus F11 is the source of this 558-nucleotide messenger RNA. RefSeq lists its product as hypothetical. Lineage: Eukaryota; Fungi; Ascomycota; Sordariomycetes; Glomerellales; Plectosphaerellaceae. Bases 1 to 558 code for a protein of 185 amino acids. The record is from RefSeq and is a predicted model, not a curated record. The transcript is spliced from 7 exons.